AUGAUCCCCACCGCCCAGGACCGCGCCCCCAAGAACGGCCAGGAGCCAGUCAUCGUUGGAUCUGGAGGAGCAGUCUCACACGACUCGGCGACGGCGAACGCGACCAACACCCUUCCCGCAACUGAGACUGGUGGCCGCAUGGCGCACUCGAACCAGCAGGUUGAGGAGGGAAUGCAGCCGAAGCAGACCAAGGACCAGGCUCCUUCGUCGGGAGUCGUUGGCGGCGGUGAGGGUGCUGGACGCAACCACUAG
Messenger RNA from Rhodotorula toruloides NP11, 252 nucleotides. RefSeq lists its product as uncharacterized. The record is from RefSeq and is a predicted model, not a curated record. The transcript has 3 exons. The coding region runs from base 1 to 252 and encodes 83 amino acids. NCBI's taxonomy places the organism in Eukaryota, Fungi, Basidiomycota, Microbotryomycetes, Sporidiobolales, Sporidiobolaceae.